This is a messenger RNA of Fusarium subglutinans, 1371 nucleotides long. Its product is annotated as NADH dehydrogenase. The record is from RefSeq and is a predicted model, not a curated record. Gene Ontology annotation, molecular function: NADH dehydrogenase activity. The coding region runs from base 1 to 1371 and encodes 456 amino acids. The transcript has a single exon. Lineage: Eukaryota; Fungi; Ascomycota; Sordariomycetes; Hypocreales; Nectriaceae.
AUGAGCUUUCUCUCAGGACCGAAAGAGCGCAUCGUCGUUCUCGGUUCGGGCUGGGCUGGAUACGCUCUGGCAAAGGCAAUAUCUCCCUCUCAAGCCUCUCGAAUUCUCAUCUCUCCUCGCUCUCACUUCGUCUUCACUCCCCUUAUCGCCUCAACCGCUGUUGGCACUCUCGAGUUCCGUGCUGCCGUUGAGCCCUGUCGUAAACUCGGUCUUACAGAGUUCCACCAGGCUUGGGCUUCUGAUAUUGACUUUGCCAGCAAGACCAUCACCGUUGAAGCUAACCAGCGUGAUGGAGUCACGGCUCGCUCGGGCAAGGAUCUGUUGAAGGGCCUCGAGUUCCAGGUCCCGUAUGAUAAGCUUGUAGUGGCCGUCGGGUGCUACAGUCAGACUUUUGGCGUGGAGGGUGUCAAGGAGCAUGCAUGUUUUCUAAGAGAUGCUACAGAUGCCCGAACAGUACGUCUAAAAGUGCUGCAGAAGUUCGAGCAGGCUUCUCUGCCCAGUACAAGCGCAGCUCAGAGGAAGCGACUGCUUCAUUUUGCGGUUGUAGGUGGCGGCCCUACAGGUAUCGAAUACGCGGCCGAGCUUCACGAUCUCAUACACGAAGACUUGUCCAAGCUGUAUCCCGAACUAAUGCCUCACGUUGCCAUCACCAUCUACGACAUCGCACCAAAGGUUCUCCCUAUGUUUGAUCGCAAUCUGGCCGCAUACGCCACAAACAUCUUCAGCCGUGCAGGCAUCAAAGUCAAGACCGAGCAUCACCUCGAGGGCAUUCGACGAGACGACGAUGUUCUCCUAAUGCGUAUCAAGGAGGAACCUGAAGAAGUCGCAGCAGGCGUUGUCGUCUGGAGCACGGGUCUCAUGCAGAACCCUCUGGUAGGCAAGUUAGUCGGACGAGAGGUGGAGGGCAUGGGAAAGAUCGCAAAGAACAGCAAAACAGGCGGCUUCGCUGUUGAUUCCCACCUUCGAGUCCAGGUCGAAGCCCAAGACUCCAACGGCAAACAAAUCACCAAGACACUCCCGGGCGUCUACGCAAUUGGGGACUGCGCCAAUAUCCAAGGCGAAUCACUUCCCGCCACUGCACAAGUUGCAAGUCAACAGGCUACAUAUCUCGGCAAGAGAUUCAACGCUGGGACGUCUUCUCAGGGGCCUCCGACGGCUCCCUUUCACUUCCGUAACUGGGGUACAAUGGCGUAUCUUGGAGGUUGGAGGGCUAUUCAUCAAAAGGGCACUGAUGAGCUCAAAGGCCGAGCGGCGUGGAUUCUGUGGCGGACGGCGUAUUUGACCAAGAGCAUGAGUCUAAAGAAUAAGCUCAUGAUUCCGUUUUACUGGUUGGUUACAUGGAUUUUUGGUCGAGAUAUCUCGAGGUUCUAA